Molecule: messenger RNA, 1040 nt
Organism: Parasteatoda tepidariorum (common house spider)
Lineage: Eukaryota; Metazoa; Arthropoda; Arachnida; Araneae; Theridiidae
Product: chromobox protein homolog 3
Cellular component (GO): nucleus
Source: RefSeq, a predicted model, not a curated record
AUAUUUCGUAUAUACUUUUAGUACCGAAGUUUAGCAUAGUUUUUGUAGGGGCACGCGCGAAUCUUCAUUUCUAACCGUGUGGCGUGUAUGCGUGGUGUUCGUGUUCUGAAAUUUGUCACAGAAAUCGGCGGGAAUAUUGUUAGAUAAAUUUUAACUAUUUUCGUUUUCUUCAAACACUAUAAUGUCAAAGAAAGGCAAGAAGGAACAAAUUGAAGAAGAACCUGAAGAAUAUACUGUGGAAAAGAUUUUAGACAAACGAAUCACCAAUGGGAAAGUAGAAUAUUUUUUAAAGUGGACUGGGUUUCCUGAUUCUGAAAAUACAUGGGAGCCAGUUGAAAAUUUAGACUGUCCAGAAUUGAUCAGGAAGUUUGAAGAGGACUAUAAGAAAAGAGGUGGGAAGGCUGUUGAAGACAAAAGUGGAGUUGAUAAGAAAAGAAAAGCUAAUGGAGAACCUGAUGUUGUUCCUAAGAAAAAGAUAGAGUUAAAAGGUGAAGAGACUCCGAAAAAAGAGGAUCGUUUACGGGGAUUUGACAGAGGUUGUGAGCCUGACAGGAUAAUUGGUGCCACAGAUUCUGGUGGAGAACUGAUGUUUUUGAUUAAAUGGAAAGGAUGCGAUGAGGCUGAUCUUGUUUCUUCUAAGGUAGCUAAUGUGAAAUGUCCACAGGUUGUGAUCAAAUUCUAUGAAGAAAGGUUGACCUGGCACACUGGAAAUAGCUGUGAUGAUGAAGAUGGGGAAAAGGAGAAAGAAAAGAAAGCAGCUUCUUAAAGAAAGGAUUUUUAAAGAAAAAAGAAUUUUAAGGUGCUCCUCUUCCAUUUUGUAUAUAGUAUCAUGUGUUUCAGCAUCAGUAGGAGCCCAUAACAUUGUUAAAUUUCCUUCAGUGACAUCUGAAUGUUUCAAAAAUGUGUUCAUCCUCGUUUUCUAAUAUUGAAAGAAUGUAAAGUUGGUGCACAUUUUUCUUAAAUUGGCUGUAACCUAUUAUUUUUUCUGUAAUUGUAUUGAAAAUGAGUUAAUAAAAUGUUACUGUAUCAUUUAAAAAAAA